AUAGAAAUAAACACGAAUAGGCCGCAGCUGUUGCGGCUGCACCCAUUUCGCUGCCAUCUCGCUCGGUGCGUGUUAUCAGCCACACUGUUCACAUGGCCCACAUCGAGACUUCGCUUCAACGCCGAUGCUACACGUCGACGAUAGCAGCGCUGGGCCUUGUGGCACUGUUUUCCUUGGGCUUUGCGAAGCCCACCCUGAGACGCUAUCCGCUUAAUUCCUGCUUAACGUCCGCAUCGGCCAGGAUCCAAAAUGUCGUAGUCCAAAGCAAAAUGGACCGAGGACAGGCACUGCUUUCCUUCGACGUCAUUGUGACAGGACGCCUGGUGGACCCUAAAGUUCGCGUCACUGCGCGUGGCGAAGAAUUGAGCCCUCUCACACCGGAUUACCACCUGUGCGAGCUACUGAAACCAGGACCCAAGGGCGCACCCUCAAAACCGUGUGACUUCAAGCCCAAUGUGUACCACGCGGAAAUACAGGUUUCAGGUUACCAAGCGUUCUACUUAACGACGGAGGGUGGGAAGAGUGACGUGCGCUUCGAAGUCAUCGACAACGGAGCAGUCGUGGGAUGUAACUCGAGUGAGCCGUGACUGCUCAGCGUGGACAAUGAUUCUCUGAUCACUCGUUUGAGUGAAUUGAACGAACAAUCAGCACGUCCUGUCUAUGCACAAUGCGGGAGGCGUACAAUGUUCUCUCAGAGCUUUAACAAACAAUGUUCCGCUUGACCUGCUCUCGGCGUCAGCGAGUCCAUCUCUCCUGAUAUGGUCACAAGGUGGUGCAGUAGAAUGAAAAUAAAAAAAACAUGCCAGAUUGACGCCUGCUUAUACGCCCGUAAAGGUGACGGCGUUGCGCACGAAAUGUUUCAAUAAA
Molecule: messenger RNA, 867 nt
Organism: Dermacentor silvarum
Lineage: Eukaryota; Metazoa; Arthropoda; Arachnida; Ixodida; Ixodidae
Exons: 4
Coding region: 93-587 (164 amino acids)
Source: RefSeq, a predicted model, not a curated record